CCCGGCGCCCUUCUGAUUGGUGGCUCGCGGGUUUGGCCCGCCCCACGGGCGGGGUGGCACGGGGGCAACAUGGAGGGCGCGGUGUCGGAUCUGGUCGUGUGUAACCUGGCGUUUGCGGGGCGCCUCGAGGAGCUGCGGGCGCUGCUGCUCCGCGACAGGGCCCAGGCCACGCGGGCCGACCAGGAUCACCGCACCGCGCUGCACUGGGCCUGCUCGGCGGGACACACGGACGUCUCAGACCUCCUUCUCGGGCUCGGCGUGCCUGUGAACGAUAAGGACGAUGCUGGUUGGACUCCUUUGCACAUUGCUGCUUCAGCAGGCCGUGAUGAAAUUGUGAAGGCCCUUAUUGCUAAGGGUGCUCAUGUAAAUGCUGUCAAUCAGAAUGGCUGCACACCCCUGCAUUAUGCAGCCUCCAAAAAUAAGCAGGAGAUUGCAAUCAUGCUUUUGGAGAAUGGAGCAGAUCCGGAUGCAACAGAUCAUUUUGAAUCCACCCCAUUACACAGAGCAGCAGCCAAAGGAAACCUAAAAAUGGUACAGAUCCUUGUGCAGCACAAUGCAACUGUGGAUAUACGGGACUCAGAAGGGAAUACUCCUCUGCACUGCUGAAAAUUUGAUUGGAGAGCAGCUGAAGGAGUUGCAGGAGCUGCUGUUUCAUCAACACUUGGGUAUUCAUUUGUUGCAUUGCUCGAUGGAACUGUGGUUGCAGGAAUGUUUUCUUCAUUGGAUACCUGAACAUAGUCUGCAUUGGAUUGUUUCUGAACCAUUUCUCUGCAGAAAGACAGGAUUGGGAUUGUGAUCUCACAUGUUGAAAUCCUAGGUACUCUAGAGUCUUUCAAAAUACUGAAUCUUUGUAUUUGCCAUCUGAACAGUAACCCCAAUGUUAUUAUGACUGUUCCAAGAUUGUGUGAAAACAACACCACUGAUACUGAGACAGAAGGAGUGACAGCAUGUUAGCUAGAAAGACAUUUGCAUUGCUGGUUUAAGUGAUCCCAUUAGAAUAGAAUUGAUUUUAGUGUGUUUAAAUGUUAUGCCAGGAAAGUGGAAAAGGAAACUGAGCACUGGCAGUGUCUGCAGAGUGAUAACAAAAUUCACUGCCGGGUGUGAGCUUUCUGGGAACUUCCAUGCAGAUCUGGUGUCCCACUGAAGUGCAUGAAAAAUAGAAUUCAGUCAGAAAAGAAUUAGGAAAAGACUGAAAUCCAGAAAAGUAAUAUAUAUUUAGUAUUUUAGAAAAUAUGGAAAUCUAGAGAAGUAUUUUUAGUAACAGGUAUUAAUUCCAUUUAUCUUAUCAAAACGGUAAUAAACCAACUCCGAAUAUUGAAGCACUUCCACAUGGUAAAAAAUAUCGGAUGCUAGUGGAUUAAUUCAAUGCAGUAAAAUUUAUUAGGAUCCAAGUACAAGACUUACUUAGUUAAUUACUUAAUUACUUACUGUAUUAAUUAGUUUUUAUAGUACUGUAUUAGUUAUUAAUAGUAUAAUUAAUAUAUUUAUUAAUAUAAUCACUAUAAUAAUUAUUAAUUAGUUAUUUAAUUACUAAUUAGCUGUUAAUGCUACAUCAAGUAAAAGCAGAAAUCAGGUGCGUGAGUGACUGAUCACUGCUCUGGAUUAACAGAAUUCCUUAUUAGGAAGUCUUAAACCUGUGCUACAGGGAAGUCAGUUUUUUCUGGCCUCAGCUGCAUGUAGCUAUUUAGCAUUUAACAUCAAUGGGCUGAAUACAGUCUAUAUAGUGCGUGAGAUUAUCCCUAUUCUGAAGAUUUGGCAAUUUAAGGGAAAAUUGAGCAACCAAAGCACAGAGAAGAAAACAUCUCCAAGAAAGAAUCAAAAUGGACAUUCUGGGCUGCAUUCUGUUGUCUAAACCUUGUGUUUCCUGCAAUCUGAGAUGCCUGGAAGUAUCCCAAGUGUAUGUCCUGUAAUUUCAGAUAGCACUAACCCUCUUGUUUAAAUCCCAGUAAAUUUCCUGAGGUAACCCUUAGCUGCUCUUUCUUUUCUUUUUUUACUUCCUCCACCUGCUUUUAACAGAUCCCAUUAACUUAAAUCUAAAGAGCUGUUUUAUAACUUGCCACUUCAGUUUGUGUUGUUUAAAAAUACUUACUUCACUGUUUUAGAUACUGCUAAGUGGUAGCUGCCUGUUAAAAUAGGGAAGAGAGCAAUGGCACCUUCUGUUAAAAGAGCAACAGGUAAAAAGUCCCCUAAAAGUAGAUGUUUACUCUGGAAGUUUUCUCAAAACUUGCAUUAUGCAUGUCCUUUAGUUCUGGAUUGUCAGUAGUGCUUUACAAAAUAAUUAAAAUUAAGCAAACAGAAA
Poecile atricapillus (Black-capped chickadee) is the source of this 2299-nucleotide messenger RNA. RefSeq names its product proteasome 26S subunit, non-ATPase 10 (gene PSMD10). The record is from RefSeq and is a predicted model, not a curated record. Gene Ontology annotation, molecular function: protein binding. Lineage: Eukaryota; Metazoa; Chordata; Aves; Passeriformes; Paridae. The transcript is spliced from 6 exons. Gene Ontology annotation, cellular component: nucleus. The coding region runs from base 70 to 606 and encodes 178 amino acids. Gene Ontology annotation, biological process: regulation of gene expression.